CCCCUGCGAUUUGAGCGGAGGAAAAUGACGACGGCCAUGUUGUAAGAGUAGCUCCCGAGAAGAAAGAAAAGGGAUCGUAGGUCGAUAUACGGAAAUAGGAGAGAAGUAAAGGCGUAAAGAGAGUUGACGCGAAAUAUCGGCGAGGGAAACUACCGAAAUCAAUAUAAUCUCCUGUUUUAGUGAACCGAGACACCAUGAGUGGGGGUACCCCUUACAUUGGCAGCAAAAUCAGCCUCAUCUCGAAGGCCGAGAUUCGCUAUGAGGGGAUUUUGUAUACUAUCGACACGGAAAACUCGACCGUCGCACUUGCCAAAGUGCGCUCUUUUGGUACCGAAGAUCGCCCCACCGACAGACCCAUCCCUCCACGCGAUGAGGUGUUUGAGUACAUCAUCUUCCGGGGGAGUGACAUUAAGGAUCUCACAGUCUGUGAGCCCCCCAAACCCACAUGCUCCCUUCCUCAGGACCCUGCUAUUGUUCAGUCUUCUCUUGGAUCCAGCACCACUGCAGCAUCCUUCCAGUCUGUUGGUUCCUAUGGCCCAUUUAGCCGGGCUCCCGUGCCUCCCUACAGCCAGUUCAGCCCCAGUUCCCUGGCAGCUCAGCAGUUUGGGGCAGUUGGUGUAGGCCGCUCCAGUCCCCAGCUAGACCCCCUGAGGAAGAGCCCUACCCUGGAGCAGGCUGUGCAGGCUGGAGCCCCUUCUGCAUCCCUUGUCCCACCUGUUUCCGUGGGACGCAGGAGCCCUGCGCCUACGCGGCCAGCCACCAUCGGCAGCCAGGAGCAGAGGAGGGGUGAGCCUGUUGGCCGGCCCUGGCCAGCGCUCCGCGCUGCUGCAGCUGCUGCUGCUGAGGCCACUGCAGAUAGGGCAGCAACAGCUAGUCUCGCCCAGUCUGUGACCAAAGCGCCAGGCAUGGAUGCGCAAAAGGUCCCCAAAGCAGAUUCUGAGCAAAGCAGGAGUGAAAACAGGGAUGCUGGUAAGAGGCACACGGCUGGCGGCGCUCAGAGCCGACGUGGACGAGGAGGUGGCCACCGUGGCAGAGGUCGUUUCUCUGUGCGGCGGGAUGGCCCCAUGAAGUUUGAGAAAGAUUUUGACUUUGAGAGCGCCAACGCCCAGUUCAACAAGGAGGAGAUUGACAGAGAGUUUCACAAUAAGCUGAAACUGAAAGAUGACAAGGCAGAGAAGCCAGAGAAGGCAGUGAAUGGGGAGGACAAGGGAGAUUCUGGGGUUGAGACCCAGAAUAGCGAGGGAAAUGCUGAUGAAGAGGAUCCCCUGGGGCCCAACUGCUAUUAUGACAAAUCCAAGUCCUUCUUUGACAACAUCUCCUGCGAUGACACCAGGAAAGCAUCAGAAAAAUCUGGAGCUUCAGGCUUCCAGAGGGAGCGAAGGCAGACCUGGGCUGAGGAGAGACGGAUGAACGCAGAGACCUUUGGCAUCCCGCUGCGUCGUGGGCGCGGGGGCUUCCGGGGACGGGGCAACAUGGGCUUCCGUGGCAGCCGAGGCCGUGGUGCAAACAGAGGGUCGUUUGGGCCCCCACGUGGUGCGAGCUCCAGCGGCAGUGCCGGCAGUUUCCGGGGCGGGUUCAGAGGCAGCAGCCGGGGUGGCAGAGAGUUCUCGGAUUUUGAAUACAGGAAGGACAAUAAAGUGGCUGCAUAGUGCACCUGGAGAACGGAUCCCUAAUGAAAAUGUAGCUCUUCAAAGGUCCAGAAUUUUUUUUGACAUAAAGAAUGAAGAAAUGUACUUGCUGUAUACUUGUCACCAGCACUGGGCUACACUGCUUGACUUCUGACUGUAAAUGCAGUUUUCUUUCCAUUUCUUAAAAUGCGAUCUUUGAAAAGAUUCUGCUUUAUUUGAUCAAUUGGCAGAGGGUAGAGGAACUGUGUACAAAACUCUUCAGUGGGACUGUUCAGUAUUUUUGCAUCAAUAAGUUUUUCUAACUCAAAUUGUAUUUGAUAAUGUUCAUUUAGGUGUAAAGAGAAGUAUGCAGAAGCCCGCUGAUACUGUGAUGAGUACUGAUCACUGAAAUAGCUUUAUUUUUUGGAUAUCCUGUAAUGUAACUGUGGAGCACCAAAUUCCUGUAUAUAGCCAGUGGGGGGUGGGGGGGUCACAGUUCUUCAGCUUUGUUUUUUCUACUUUCCACUCUUUAGUAGUCAUUUGUCCCACUUUUUUGGCCAUGCAUACAGUUUGCUGGGUACAUUUAUGCGAAAUGCGCUGCUGUGGUCCACAAUGAAAGCAGUAUGGUUUGCGUUCUACUAGAAGUUACAUCUGCUGAAAGUAUACUUAUAUAGCACUGUUGGUGCAAAGUAGGUUUCUGAUCUUUUUUUUUUUUUUUUUUUCUUUUUUUGCUUAGUGUAUUUUAAUAUUGGUAAUCUCUGCUAAUCCCACUCAAGACCCAUUCACACAGGAAGUGUGGCCUGUUUGCAUCCCCUUAAAGUGACACAAUUUUAAUUUCAUUGAUGCAUUCACAGCAAACUCUUUUCCUGCUCAUCUACUUGUAGUUGGCUACUUUAUACUUAUAUUAAAAGUUAAAUUGUAUUUUACUUUUUACUAUAGUCUUUUCAGAGGUUUAAAAUGACCAAAGUAUUUUUUUGCACCCUGUAAGUCUGGGACAUGUUGUUGGGUGGCCAGGUUUUCAUAAUGAAGCAGGAAUGGAUUUUUGCAAAUGUAUGCCAUUUGGUGAGAUGUCAUGCUGAUAACCAGUGCAAGUGAUGUGUAACUGCAUACAUAGUUUACUGAUUAAUGUAAGGAUGCAAUAGGUUACAUCCAUUGAAAGCAGCAGCUUGUUUUACCUUAGGGGUGGACUAGUUAGACCUGCUAUUGUUCAGGACUAUUUACUGAAGUAAUUACUCCAAAAUGGUCAUUGGGGAAUGCAUGAAUCAUUCAGAUGUUCAAAAGUUCCAUUAUUAAAGACUUGUUACUUAAUCGUUUAGGACUAAGAUUCUGAUGCAAGCGAAAUGGUCAUUUUCUGAGACGAAUGUCCUGUUUGACUGGGUCUUGAGAGCUAUAGGUAAACCUUGCAUCAGAUGUGUACAGCUUUAGAUUUUAAUGUUUAAUAAUAAAUAGUAGAGGUGUACGUUUUUGGGAUUGGUUUCUCAAAUUGCGUUAUCAGGUGUUAGUGAAUUAAGGUGAGCGCCUUCUGCGUGCAACUUUGUUGCUGGGACAGGACAGCUCUGCUGUUCAUACGGCUCACUGGAUUAACUGAGUAUUUUCAUUUAAACUUUGAGUGGUAUGUUUGUCAUUAACCAGUCAUAAUGUAAUCAAAUAAUUUCUACACUUAAUUCUGGUCUUGCCCUCUCUCGGAUGCCUCGGCGGCAGCUAAGCCAAUGCUUUUUGUGUACAAAUUCCGCACCCUGCUGAGUGAGCCAUAUUCACAAAAGCAGUUCCUGUUUAUUAGCUGGAAAUACUAAGCUUGCUUAAGACUGGUGUAAGGGAGUUUUGGCUUAAAGUUGUUUCAGUGUAGUCAGUCAGUGAUCAUUGCUAGCUGCUCCUCUAUGAAAGUCUUGGAAUGCCAGGAAGAGUGGACAUCUCAUCUAGAUAUUUCCUAAAUGCACUACAACACAAACAUGAAGAAAUGCGGGGCAGCUAAGGGAUGGUCUCACAUUUAAGUGGGUAUUGCACACUGUGUGAUUGUCCUGUGAGGGGACACUGAAUAGGUUGGGAAGGGCAGGUUCUGCAUUUGUUGCAAUAAGUUACUAAGGUGGCCCAUGCUAAUUUGGAAUGAACUGUACAUAACAUGCUUUUUCCUAUGAAGGUGUAAUUGUCAGUUACCCCUCACCUCUGGAAUAAUGGACAGAUGUUUCACAACUUGAGCAAUUUAACAGCAUGGUGUACUUUCAGUGUGCCUCAGCAGCCUGGGGUUUUUAUUCAGAAAUGGAAUAAAAAGGUGUUUGAUGCCCUAUUUCUAGUCUUUUUCUACACGAACUGUGGGGUAGUGAAGUACUGAGGGCUGUCACUAGAGGGCCUAGUAGUCAAGUAGAGAAUUUCCCAUGUGGAUUUGGAUGUAAGGAGAAGGCAUCACCACCCAAAGGUAUUUUUCAAGAUGAAUUUAAUUUUCGUCUUGUGACGUCAAGCAACACAAGGCAAGCAGUGUCCCAUCCCGUCCCAGGUCACCAGCAGUUUUUCUUGGUGAAGCAACCACUCGAGCUGAGAAACGCCUAGUUACAGUUAGAGGUCAUUACACACAGUAUAGACAUACAGAGCUGCAGUUUGUUCUGAUUGUGCAAAGCACAUGACCAUAAAGGAGUACACACACACAUGUUGCAUAUGUGGAUGUAUACAUACACAGCAAGAGAUUCUGUAAACAUAGUAUAAGGAUUUUAGUUUUCAGAAAACAUGAUGUUAUAAAUACAGGCAACAUUGGCAUCUGCAAACACAUUCUGGGCAUCUUAAAUACAGCCCAUUGCCAUAUAAACUAAAUAUGAGCUAAAAGUCACUCUUUUUACAAUAGUUUAGUAUAUAUAUAAUGGCAUAUUUGGUAAAGUUUGAUAUAAUGUGCUUUUCAUCUCUUGUGGGGAAAAUUGCCUAUAUCAUGAUGCACAAAGUUAUGAGUUAAGAAAAUACAAAAAUAUGAUUAAUACUGUCAGUCUUUGUACAAGAAAAUAUUGUAUUUAAAUGAAAAUAUGCUAAGAUUUACUUGUUACAGUUGCACUCCCCUUUAAAAUCUGCCAAUUAAAAAAAAAAAAAAUCACAAGACAUGACAAAUUUGACCAUAUAUAUACUCAACGUUAGUAUACGAACUGGAUAAGCAGUUACAAUUAGUAUCAUCAAUUCCAACUCCAGUCUAAUUUUGCUACAAGUCAUCAGAAAAAUUGUUUGGCUGUAAACAGUAAUACUAACAUGGCACACAGUUUGUGAUUUCAUUUCACCUUAAACAUCCACUUGAAAAAUGUAGUGUAUAUCUUUCAAAUUACACCUUCAUGUAGUCUGCAAUUUAUUCUUCUGCUGAGCCUGCUCAAAGCCUUUUAACAAAAAUGGAAGUAUUUGUCUUUAAAUUUCAAAUAAUUUACAAUCUAUUGAACAGUAGACAGUAGCUGUACUCUGGCUCAUUGCACAUGAGAUUUGGCAGUUACAGCUUCAUCACACAGUAUGAAGGGAAGGUAGUCAUUACGGGUGUCUGCCCUUGUUAAUUACAUACGGCUGCAGUAGCUGAAUGGGCGAGUACUUGCUUCGAGUCGAUGUGCAUUCCACAGGUUACUAAGUCCUCAGGGAAAAAGAAGGGAAAAAAAAAAAA
This is a messenger RNA of Scleropages formosus (Asian bonytongue), 5223 nucleotides long. RefSeq names its product LSM14A mRNA processing body assembly factor a (gene lsm14aa). Gene Ontology annotation, cellular component: P-body. The record is from RefSeq and is a predicted model, not a curated record. Gene Ontology annotation, biological process: P-body assembly; cytoplasmic stress granule assembly. Gene Ontology annotation, molecular function: mRNA binding. The transcript is spliced from 10 exons. Bases 195 to 1649 code for a protein of 484 amino acids. NCBI's taxonomy places the organism in Eukaryota, Metazoa, Chordata, Actinopteri, Osteoglossiformes, Osteoglossidae.